AUGGUUUUCUCAACAAAGGGCAUUAUCCCCAAUUUUUACCCAAAGAAUGAGAAAAGACCAGGAACUGAAAAGUUAAAUAAAUCUGGAAGUGAGUCGUUAAAAACUGCAACUCAAAACAAAAAUGGAGGACAUCAAAGAGAUCAAGUUGCAUCAAUGGUGGUGGACGCCAUGCUUACUCCGAUCAACACAACUAUGUCUCCUCCACAGGUGACAUCGUCAAGCAAGAACACUACUGUGUCUUCGAUAAGUAAACUAUUGUUGAAAUCAACCAAAACUCCUAGUCUAACAGAAAGUACAAAAAGUAUUAAAGAAGCAAAGUCCCCAGCAAGCACAACCACCACCACUUCAGCAGCAGCAGCAGCAGAAACCACUACCACUGCUACCACCACAUUACCCACUACUACCACCAAUACUACUACCACGACAACAACAACAACAACCACUGCAGUCCCAAUUAUGACAACUACGUCAACACCUGAUGUAAAACCUGUAGAAACAAGUACUAGUACUCCUCCAGAAUCAACAACAACAACGAUGAAGACCAAAACAACAACAACAGAGGUUAAAACAACACCAAAUACAUCCACUCUGUCCACUACUAAACAAGUUACUGUAGCGCCUGUGAUCACAACAACGAAGAAACAGACAGCAUUUGUUACGCAUACUAUGGAAAAGGUUGUGACAGCGGCUCCUGUCACAGAAUCAAAAACGAAAAAACCAUUGGAGCUGACAACUAAAUUUCCUUUAAGAACAAAGCCGUUACCAGAAAGUGGACUUUCUAAUUUAGACAGUGAUACAUCUAAUAAAGACAAAACAGCUGAGGGCAACAAAAGUAGUGGAUCUAAGAAUACCGAAAAUAAAGAAUGGUCACAUUCUCUUACUGAAGUUGGGGACUCUGGCUCGCAUAGGCCUGGCGAAGGAAGAACCGACACGUCUAGUUCAGAAGAAGAGACAAAGCCGGAUCUUGUUACAGGAACAUGCCUUACCUGCAAGCAAGAGAAAAUUGUGAUAUCUUCAGAGCAGAACAAUAAUGAAAGUGCUCUGGACAACAUGAAAGUUUUGAGCUCUUCCCAUGGAAAUAUAAACACGAGUUCAGGUAGUAAUGUUACUGAUCUGUCAAAGGAAGGGAUUAGCUCUACUUCAUCAAAGGAGGAAGGGAAAUGGGAACAACAGCAUGUAGAAAAGGGAACUGAAGAGAAAGAAACAAGUGAUAAAAAACUCAACAUUGUGCUUAAACCAGAAACAUCAAAUGAGAAAGGCAAGAAACCUGAAACAACCUUGACCCCACCGAAGGACACCAACGUUGACCUAAAUUCUAAAGAAGAAAAAAAAACCCAGCACCGGUACCACAAAUCCACAAGUUGUCAGGAAUCAAAGGGUUUUUACCAGAACGGUUCUGGAUCACAAAUCAACAAACCAAGUAAGAAACCAGAUGUUUCUGAAUCUAAGCCUGUGGUAACAAAACCAGGUCAGGAAACAUUAUCAGGGACAUCCACUGGUCAAAAUAUUUCUCCUACACCUUCUCCCCGUCCUAGUAGCAUGCCUGCAGGAACUCCAGCUAGCACUACCGAAUCAAAGCCUGACAAGGCAGUCUCCAAACCAAACGUACCCGAUUCUAAACCGGAACAGGUGGCGACAAAACCAAGUCAGGAAACAUCAACAGGAACAUCCACUGACCUAAAUGUUCCUCCUACACCUUUUCCUCAUCCCAGUGACAUACCUCCAGUUAGUCAAACGACAAAACCAAUCGAUUUUCAGACACCUGUGGCAGAACAAAGCAUCCACCCUGGUAAUAUUCCAGGAACCCCAUCCACAACACAGAUACCUGCAGUAUUACCAGGGGUUCAGACACCCUCGCCUGGACCAGGGCAGCGCUUAGUAGCCUCUACUGAACAACCAAAGCUACCACAACUACCAGUGCCUGGACAAGGCAUAUCUUCUUCCUCUACUUCUGCUGGAGGUUGGACAGGUUCAUCAAGUGUUCAAGUGGGACAAAGUGGAAAUACAGGCCAAGGAGGUACUAUUUCAAUACCUGUGGAUGUACUUAGUCAACUUGGAAUAGGAAGCGGAUCAAUUCAAACUGGUGCAACACAGGGCAACAAUACAGGCGGGUCAGUUCAAACUGGCAAAACACAGACUGGCACAAGCUGGCGGUUUCAAACUGGAGAUUCACAGUUAGGAAUAUCUCAACAAAGUGGUUGUGUGCAAUCUGGUGGGGCGCAGUUGUGUGCUGGAACGCCACCACCUGUCGUUACGACCACAACACCCAAGUUGUUGCUAGAAUCAUCCACCAUAAGCGCCACCACCGCUACCACCACAACCACUACGCAAGCACCUACAACAACCACUACCACAACUGCAGCCACAACAACCAUCAUGGAAAAACUCUCCACAACAGUAAGGAAAACGAAGAAGCCUACAAAGUCUAGAGUAACUUAUCCGAAACCAGUUAUCCCAAGUCGAGCUGGUGGAAACGACUGUCUAAAUUUUCCAAAUUGUAAUCCUUCGCUACUUGGAGUUAAUUCUAAUGGCAACGUUUCUGGAGAGAUGGGCGUGGCCGUACUUACACCACAUCCAAACCCUGGUGGAAAUCCAAAUCAAGCAGACAUUUAUAACGUUUACCAACAGCUGCCUGGUCAAACGCAAACUCAAGCCAUACAAAUAGACGAACUUACUAAAAUUAAUUUUGGUGACAUGGGGAAAAAUAAUCACAAUAAUAAACCUGUUGCGGCAACUAAAAACAUGAAUGACUGUCUAAAUUUUCCUAACUGUAAUCCUUCAGUACUUUGA
Hydractinia symbiolongicarpus is the source of this 2790-nucleotide messenger RNA. Its product is annotated as mucin-5AC-like. The record is from RefSeq and is a predicted model, not a curated record. The transcript is spliced from 4 exons. NCBI's taxonomy places the organism in Eukaryota, Metazoa, Cnidaria, Hydrozoa, Anthoathecata, Hydractiniidae. The coding region runs from base 1 to 2790 and encodes 929 amino acids.